AUGGACUCUCUCAUCGCAAAAGCCGAUGCCCUUCGCCCUCUCUCCAAACAUGGCAAGUCAAAAGGUCCACCACCACACAAAAAAGCGAAGACCACACACGACUCUUCCACAUCCUCCUCCACCCCACAUACACACGUCUUCAACGCAAUAAACUCGCAGACAUCCCUCCCAAAGUCACUUCGUCCCUCUUCAAAUGAACCCGCACCAUCAAAAACGCAUUCGCACAUCGCCAACAAAAAGCUUCGGUCUCACCUCGAUCGUCAGUCCGCACAUGCCACUCGCGCGAAGGCACUGGUGCAGGAUUCAGCGUUACUUUUGCCGGAGGAUGCGGGGUUGAUGCAGGUGGAGGGAGAGAUGGAUAGGACGUGGAGGAUCAGUCAGGACGAGAUUGUGAAACAGGUGGGUGCAGAGGCGGCGAAGGGGAGGAAGGAGAUGGUAUUGGAUGGUGGGCCGUACAGGUCGAGGUACAGCCGUAAUGGAAGACACAUGGCCAUCGUCGGUUCAAAGGGCCACGUCGCCACAUUCGACUGGCAAACGGGCACCAUGCACUCCGAACUCCAAUUGCAGGAGACCUGCCGCGAUAUCACAUUUUUGCAAGAUCACUCACUCUAUGCUGUGGCUCAGAAGAAAUACGCCUUCAUCUACGACCGUGAUGGCGUAGAGAUGCAUCGCCUAAAAUCGCACAUCGAGCCUACCAGACUCGAAUUUCUGCCGUAUCAUUGGUUACUCGCUUCCGUGGGCAACACCGGCCACCUACACUACCAAGACACCUCCACCGGCACCCUCCUCCAAUCGCACGCCACCCACCUCGGCCCCACUCUCUCCCUCGCCCAAAACCCCCACACAGCCGUCCUCUACCUCGGCCACACAAACGGCACCGUAACGCUCUGGACGCCCAAUCAAUCCACACCGGCCGUUCGAUUGCUAGCUCACAUGGGGGGCGUAGUCAGUCUUGGUGUGGAUCCGAGUGGAGUCGGGGGUGGGGGCGGGAGGUAUAUGGCUACGGCGGGGAGGGACGGGGUGGUUAAGGUUUGGGAUUGUAGGAAUUGGAAGGGGGCGGUGAGGAGCUGGGGGGUUAGAGGUGGAGGCGCUGGGGGUGUGGGGGAGAUUGAAGUUGGGUGGAGUCAGAAGGGGGCGUUGGCGGUCGCGAGUGGGGGGAGCGUUAAUGUCUACACCACCCCCUCUCUACAUUCCCCCCAUCCCCACCCAAACCCCCCACCUCUCUACCUCACCCAUCCCAUCCCCCACCGUCCCCUACACUCCCUCCGAUUCUGCCCCUUCCAAGACAUCCUAACAAUCGGCCACGCAAACGGGCUCUCAAGCAUCCUAGUACCCGGAAGCGGCGAGCCGAACUUCGAUAGUAGCGAAGCCGAUCCGUUCGAGGGCAAGAAAGCAAGGCGGGAGAGGGAGGUCAAGGGCUUGUUGGACAAGAUCCAACCGGACCUCAUCACGCUCGACCCAUCAUUCGUCGGGUCGCUCGCUCCUCCGUCGAAGCUCACAACCUCGGUCGAUGGGAAUGGGACUCCAACCUCCGAUAUUCCAUAUGCUCGCCUGCCACGCAUCGAUCGUCUUCGUGUUUCGGGUAAAGUCGACUCUACCGAGGAUCAUUCCUCCUCUGACGAUGAAGACGAGAAGGAGGAGGUCGGAGAUGGUGGAGAGGGGAAGAAGAAAGACAGAGAGGAGCGUGAGAAGCGGAGGAUGCGAGGGAAGGGUAAGAGUUUGAAGAGAUAUUUACGAAAACAGAGGAAGAACGUCAUAGACCCCAAAGCCGUUGCCAUCCGUGCGAAACUGGAGAAGGAGAAGACGGAGAGGAAGAAAGCGAGGGAGGCGGCGAAGGCGGCGGAGAAUGGCGAGCCUGGCGCGGGGGAGAGGAAGUCUUCGGCGCUCGACAGAUUCAGGAGGGCUGGCUGAGUGCGCGCGGUGAUCAGAUCAUGCCUUUGAUUCCACGUCUAGCGUACAUAUCCUGCUCAUGGUGUUUGAAUCUUGAAUCUUCUGAGAUCCUCUGUAGCUAUGAUGUUCGUGAGAAC
This is a messenger RNA of Stereum hirsutum FP-91666 SS1, 2027 nucleotides long. RefSeq names its product BING4CT-domain-containing protein. Gene Ontology annotation, biological process: maturation of SSU-rRNA from tricistronic rRNA transcript (SSU-rRNA, 5.8S rRNA, LSU-rRNA). The coding region runs from base 1 to 1911 and encodes 636 amino acids. Lineage: Eukaryota; Fungi; Basidiomycota; Agaricomycetes; Russulales; Stereaceae. Gene Ontology annotation, molecular function: protein binding. The record is from RefSeq and is a predicted model, not a curated record. The transcript is spliced from 7 exons. Gene Ontology annotation, cellular component: nucleolus; small-subunit processome; 90S preribosome.